Podarcis lilfordi (Lilford's wall lizard) is the source of this 34862-nucleotide messenger RNA. Lineage: Eukaryota; Metazoa; Chordata; Lepidosauria; Squamata; Lacertidae. The record is from the annotation of a GenBank genome assembly.
AUGCCUGGGGGUGAAGUAGGCAACCCAGUCCUCUGUGCAUAUCUUCUUAGAAGUAAUCCCUCUUCUGUGUUCAAUGGGGCUCCCUUGAUUUCCGCAUGGGUGGGGAACCUCAGGGCUGGGCGUGGCCCUCCAGACCUUUCUAUCCGGCCCUCGGAAUUCACCUCCAACCCACAUUCCUCACUAACCCUACUAUGCACCUCUGACUUUGUGUCUUUGAGCUGUAACAAUGCUUCCCACCUGCCUGGAUGGAAGGCAGAGAUGGGGGUGGGAGUGUGGGUCAAGACUCUUGCACAAAGGUAAAAUUUGCAUUUGUUGCCCUGCCCACUUUUGCCUCUGGCCCCGCCCACUUCUGGCAUGCAACCCUCAGAAAGUUGCCCAGAAGUGAAUUCAGCCCUCAUGGUGGAGAAGGGCACCCCAACCCCUUCAGCUUAGCACUGCAACCUGAUUUUCUCAGCCUGAAGGUCUGAAAUAGACUCGCUUUUAGCUGUGCCAUCACAGAGACAAUCAGAGUUCAUGGGCGUAGCCAAGAUUUGUUUGGGGGGGAGAGCAGGACACCCACCUGUCACCUUCCUCCGUCUGGUUCCGUCUGUUAGAUUCAGAAUGAAAUGUCUCAAUUUGUUUCAAAUUUUGAUUGUUUUAUAUUACUUUUUGUGACCCCCAGUGCUCAGAAAAAUCUGUCAAAAUCUCCAGUCAUUUGAAAACUAGGAAGUUAAAUAAAAAACAUCAGGGAGUAUAUUUCGCAAAAUUGCAAAGAAUACGCCUUUUUCUUUUCAUUUUUAUUUUUAAAAUCUAAACUAAAACAAGUUUUCUUGGAUUUGCUGAAAACCUUAUCAGCACUUCUUUCUCAGAUUCCUCCUUUUUCCAGUGCAGUUUUUAUGUGCGCACUCAGUAAGCAGAGCCCAUGGAGAUGUUCCCCACAAUGCAAUCGUUUACCUUAGCCAGGUCUUUACUCUCUGCAAAGUACUGAAUGACCGCUCUGGUGGCUGAGCAAGAGAGAUGAGCAGAGCCUUUUUUUGGUGGUAGAGCAUUUCAAUUUCAAGUAUUCAGAUCAUUCCUACUUUUAGUUAAGUAUUUUUUAUUUAUUUACUUGAUUUAGGGUGGCAGACGAGGAAGAGCUGUAGCUCAGUAGCAGAGCAUCUGUUUGCAUGUGGAAGGACCAAGGUUUAAUCCUGAACAGCAUCUCUAGGUUGGGCUGGGAAAUAUUUCCUGCCUGAGACCUUCGAAAGCUUCUGCCAGUCAGGGUAGACAAGACUGACCUAGAUGGACCCAUGAUCUGACUGGGCAAAGGGCCGCUGGCUAGGUUUCCAUGUUCUAAUUUUCACUGUGUGUAAGGACGGAACACUCAAAUAGGGCUAUUGUCAGUCGUAUUUGAGUGAGGUAAAGGGACCCCUGACCAUUAGGUCCAGUUGUGGCCGGCUCUGGGGUUGCGGCACUCAUCUCGCUUUAUUGGCUGAGGGAGCCGGCGUACAGCUUCUGGGUCAUGUGGCCAGCAUGACUAAGCCACUUCUGGUGAACCAGAGCAGCGCACAGAAACGCCGUUUACCUUCCUGCCAGAGUGGUACCUAUUUAUCUACUUGCACUUUGACGUGCUUUCAAAUUGCUAGGUUGGCAGGAGCAGGGACCGAGCAACAGGAGCUCACCCCGUGGCGGGGAUUUGAACCGCCAACCUGAUCAGCAAGUCCUAGGCUCUGUGGUUUAACCCACAGCACCACCUGUGUCCCAUUGAUUUCCUUGGGUGAGCCUAAAUUAUGGUGUUACAUGAGAGGGAGAGGGAAAAAAUACUCUUAUCUCCAUAACACAAACACACACACACACCUUCCCAUUUUAAUUAAGUUAUUCAAAGUUAAAACAAUUGCACUGCAAAAAUAAUUGCACGGCAAGCACUCUGUCUAAAGCCCUGUGUAGGGAAUGAGGAACCGAUGGCCUUCUAGGGGUUGGACUACAACUCCCAUUAUUCCCAGCAGGAUCAAUGGGCAGGCAUGAUGGGAGUUGUAGUCCAGGAACCUUGAGAGGACUACAAGUUCCCCAUCCCCGCUCUAAAAACUAAGAAGGCACCAAACAUUUGCUUUUAUUUCUGUACCACUUAAUAGAUUACAAUAUGUCUCUACAGAAAGCUGAAGCAACAACAGACAACUUAAACAACCAAUAUUACAAAAAAUUCAGUCAUGUAUGAAAAUUUUACAUUAACGCAAAAUUACUAAUAAAUAUGAAACAAAACCAGUUCCUUCUCCUUUAGACAAACCCUCUUCACCUCCUGGCUCUCACCCAGCAUAGGAACCAACUUCUAGGGUCCGAGGGAGCUUCACCCUCCCCAAUAAAAUAUUUGAGAGGGCCCCCCCAAAAAACGUUGAUGGGCAUUGCCAUUCAAGCGGUGUGCGUACACUGUGCCAUGUGAUCGAUUAUGCAGGGUGGGGCUUGCCUGCCCCUCCCCAAUAUUUAAUUCAAGUUGGCACCCCUGUCACCCAGAAUCUGGACAAACUCUCAGCUCCUCCACAAAAGUCUCACCUUGGGAAGAGUUCCUGCAAAUAGCUGACAUCACCGCAGUCUCUCACUCUAGACGUGUGUUUUAUGGCUGCCAUACACUUGGGAUUCGUCUGCUGAAAAUGGCAUCCUGGCUGAAUUUUUUAAAACUGUUUAAAAAGUCUGGAUUUUCACCUUGAAACAUGGCGACCUUAUUUUAUGCACAGGCCCAAGGUUGGUGGAGCACCCACAGGCUGCCUCCAGCUGUAUCCCAUUCAACAGCCACUUUCCAUACCCCGUUCAAUUCUUCUUUAAAUUUAUGUCUAUUCUUUGCUUUUUAAAAAGGGCUAUUCAUUCAUCUGAACUUCCUUGUAUGUGUUUCCUUUGCAGACAGGUGUCUACCUUGCAUAGAGCAGAGUUUGUGAGCUGUGGAACACACACACACACCUGCUAUGCAAAGGAUGAUGUGCCCCUUCCUUUUUAAGCCUCAAACCAGUAAGAUUGAGUCCCAAGAAGGGAAGGAUAUCAACAACAAUAACAACAACAACAGUAGCAGCAGCAUGGAAAAAACAACUGGGAACUUUCACAGGUGAGAGUGCUUCCUUCUCUCCUUCAGUCAUAACCGCAGCAACUUCACCUGGCGAAACUGACAGGCAGUAGAUCCAGGAAAGGUGAAAAAGGAAAUUCCUCUUCCUGCGAUGCAAAAUCGGCAUAAGGAUGUUACUGCUGUGUGAUGGGCUACUGGCUCGGAUUCUUUCAAAGGGUGUCAGAUAUAUUCCCAAGUAGGGCCUGCGGUGCGAAAUGCAAUGUUUAGGGCUCCAGCCAGCCACACCCUUUUCAGAACACUCCAUGCCAGCCUGCCAGCCAUGACCUUUUUCAAGACACUCCAUUCCAUUUCCUUGUCGUGGUUUACCUUGCUUCCGCAGUCAAGUCAGCAUUCCCUGGCUGUUGAGUUUGCUCACUGAGCUCUUUGGGGCUGAUGGUUAUUUUGUUCUCAGCUUUCCCCAUUCUUUUUUUUAAAAAAAUACGUCUCCAAACCUGUAGAUGCCACCUUCUUGUCCCUAGAUAGUACUGUCCAGAUGCAUAAGGCCCAGCAGUCAAGAGAACUGAAUUCGCUGUUGGUCUAUAUCAAAGGUGGCCAAAGUGGUGAUUGCAGCCAGCCAGCAUAAAUAAAUGAAUAAAUGCUAAUAGAACCUCCAUGUUCAAUGGAAGUGUGCCUCUGAAAGCCAGGAGGAGUUGCCUGCGUGUGAGUUUUCUUAAAGCAUCUGACUGGCUGCCAUGGGGUGGAGGAGAACAGACUCAAUGGAGCCUCUUCGUCUGAUCCACCAAGAUGCUUGUCUAUUUCCUUCCUCCUUGAAGAGUAGGAGCCGAUGGUGGGGGAAAGCAAGUCCCAGGCAAUGCCCAAGCAGAACUUCCCAAUAAACCUUGAGAAGAGCAGCUGUUUCUUUGGAUCACACUGGUGCAAUGGGUACUUUUUAUCUUUCUGACUCCUGCGCAGUGAUGACAUCAGAUGAAGGUGUUGUAUCUGAUGCAUCAGACAAAAGAGGGCUCCAAAGUGUGGCUAGCCUUUAAAGUUUAUAGAAUCAUAGAACUGUAGAGUUGGAAGGGACCCUGAGGGUCAUCUAGUCCAACCCCAUGCAAUGCAGGAAACUCAGCUGAAGCAUCCAUGACAGAUGGCCAUCCAGCCUCUGCUUAAAAGCUUCCAAGGAAGGAGAGCCCACCGCCUCCCAAGGGAGACCGUUCCACUGACAAACACCUCUCAGAAAGUUUUUCCUGAUGUUUAGUUGGAGUCUCCUUUCUUGGAGCUUGCAGCCAUGGGUUCGAGUGCUACCUUCCAGAGCAGAAGAAAACAAGUUUGUUCCCUCUUCCAUGUGACAGCCCUUGAGAUACCGUAUUUUUUGCUCUAUAAGACUCACUUUUUCCCUCCUAAAAAGUAAGGGGAAAUGUGUGUGCGUCUUAUGGAGCGAAUGCAGGCUGCGCAGCUAUCCCAGAAGCCAGAACAGCAAGAGGGAUUUCACUGUGCAGCAAUCCCUCUUGCUGUUCUGGCUUCUGAGAUUCAGAAUAUAUUUUUUCUUGUUUUCCUCCUCCAAAAACUAGGUGCAUCUUAUAGUCUGGUGCGUCUUAUAGAGCGAAAAAUACGGUAUUUGAAGAUGGCUAUCGUAUCUCCUCUCAGUCUCCCCUUUUUCAGGCUAAACAUAACCAGCUCCUUCAACCGUUCCUCAUCAGGCUUGGCUUCCAGACCCUCGAUCUCUUUGUGUGUGUUUGCAGUAACAGACCAACACAACUGGCUCUCUAAUUUGCCAGCAAACGCAUCCACCAAGCAGAUCUCUUAUCAUAGGAGUCACCCACCCCGACUCAAGGACAGAAGGAUGCAUCGAUUUUGGUUCUCCCAGUUUCUCCUACAUUGGGGAUUGAACCUGGGUCUUUCUGCCUGCCAAGCAGCUGUCCAGCCGUUGAGCUACAGGCAGACCUUCCAUAAAUAGUCUCCUGAUCUCCAGCCAGCAUCAAAGUGAAAAGGAAGAGAGAAGAGUUCAGGAGUCAUCAUUAUACAGGAAACCAAUUCUAUGCAGGAAAUCCAGUUAUUUUCCUAACGAGCUGUCAGUCCUCACUUGUUUUCAGAAGCUUUCCUCCAGCGAAUUCCCCAAAGCAGUCAGUUCUGUCCAGCACUUUCCCUCCCUUUGUUUUGCUGCUAUAACUAGCCUGCUGCAAGAUUAUAUUUGAAGCUGGUUGACGUGGGUCCUUUGUUUUACUCCUUGGGUGGCUCCUGAUCACAGCCAGCACCCCCUGGGAAUCUCCUGCUUAAACUUCCCAAUUUAACCCAAGCUUGGGAACCUUUCCCUGUUUACCAAAGUGGUACAGUACCAGCCUUGGCCACCCCAGAGUCCUCCCAAUGCGGUGUUCUUCUAGCUUUAUUCCUUUUGCACAUUUGCAAGCUGCUUUACAGCCUGAGGCCACUGAAGCAAGACCCAAUACAAAUGUUUGGGGUAGGGCCAUAGCCCAGAGACAGAGAACUUGCUCUGCAAUUAGAAGGUUCGAAUCCCAACGCCACCUCCAAAGAGUACUUGGGAUGCCCUCUGUCUUCAACCCUUUGCUGCCAGUCAGUGUGGACAGUACUGAGCUGGAUGGACUCUACGGUCUGACUUGGUAAAGGUAAAGGUAAAGGGACCCCUGACCAUUAGGUCCAGUCGUGGCCGACUCUGGGGUUGUGGCGCUCAUCUCGUUUUAUUGGCCGAGGGAGCCGGCAUACAGCUUCUGGGUCAUGUGGCCAGCAUGACUAAGCUGCUUCUGGCGAACCAGAGCAGCGCACAGAAACGCCGUUUACCUUCCCGCCGGAGUGGUACCUAUUUAUCUACUUGCACUUUGACGUGCUUUCGAACUGCUAGGGUGGCAGGAGCAGGGACCAAGCAACGGGAGCUCACCCCGUCGUGGGGAUUCGAACCGCCAAUCUUCUGAUCAGCAAGGCCCAGGCUCUGUGGUUUGAUCCACAGUGCCACCUAAAUUCUAAAAACAACUAAAGCUGAAUUCCGUAAAGCAACAGCUGUUCCUAUACUCUCCAACAUUUCCCCGAUGAAAACAGGGACGUCCUAAGGAAAAGUGGGACGUUCUGGGAUCAAAUCAGAAACCGGGACGGCUUCUGUAAAUCUGGGACUGUCCCUGGAGAACAGGGACACUGUGAGGGUCUGUGUUCCUACAGAUGUACAAUUAAUAUACCAUAAAUGACCUGGCCACACCUCGGGGGAAGCCUAAACAAAACGGUCUUCCAUAGAUGCCUAACUAUCAGACACUUAGUGCCUGCUGGAUUUCAGCAGGUAACUGAUUCCAGAGGGUUGGAGCUGCAGUGCUAAAAGCCUAGUUUCUAGUGCAUACCACUAAUAAUAAUAAUUUUAUUAUUUAUACCCCACUCAUCUGUCUGGUUGCCCCAGCCACUCUGGGUGGCUUCCAACAUAUAUAAAAGCCUUCAGAUAUCUUCUUAAAAAACAGAUGUUCUGGACUACAAAGCAGUCAGGACUUCUGGGCAGGACUGUUUCCCAGUAUAUCUGUGCCAAGAUGCCAAGAUACUAAAGGCUGGCUUUUAGCGACAUUCCCCCCCCCCCAUCCCUGACUCUUAUGAAAUCAAUUCCUCCUUGUUCUUACAGCCUGGCAAAACGAGAAGUCGCCUCGUUAAAUGGUCUAAGCAAGAAACCUGACGUGAUCACUGUAACGGCAAGAGAGGUGAGUUUAAAUUUGGGGUGCCCUUAUUCCAAAGGGCGUAAGACGUUACAGCCUCGAUGCCCUAUGUAUGGUGAUUUGGGGGAUGUGAUGCAUAGAGUGUCUGACUAGGAUUUGAGUGGCCCAGGUUCUCAUUCCUGCUGGGCAGAGAAGCCCAAGGAGUGACCCACUUACCCUUAGCCUAAACAACCUCGCAGGGCUGUUGAGAGGAUAACACGGGAGGCAUGAGCCAGGUACGCCAGCUUUUUGGGGAGACGGGCUGUUGUUCAGUGGGAGAGCGCAUGGCUUGGGCUCAAUCUCUGGCUUGGAUUGGGAAAUUCUUUUCCCUAAAACCCUGCAGAGCCUCUGUCAGCCAGUGUAGACACUUCUGAGCUAGAUGGACCAAUGAUCUUGUUCAGUACAAGGCAAUUUAGAAAGAAUAUAAUUGCAGAGUCGGAAGGGACCCCGAGGGACAUCUAGUCCAGCCCCCGCAAUGCAGGAAUCUCAAUGAAAGCAUCCAUGUUAGCGGGCUUCUAGGAUAUGUUUCCUUUGGAAAGAGGUCGCUGGGAACUUAGCAGCAUUUUUUGGUUGGUUUUUCCACAUACAGGUUGAGCACAGGAGGAGAUUCACAGCACCAGUCACCCAAAAGACACCCUAAACUCUUCCAGAGCUUGGGCUGGUCACGCACUCCUAAUCUAACCUAUCUCACAGGGUUGUUGUGAGGAUAAAAUGGGGAAAAACCAUAUGCUACCCUUCAUCUUCGUUCAAGAGCUCCUGAUAGCUCCAUCAGUAGAGCACAAGACUCUUAAUAUCAGGGUGGUGGGUUUGAGCCCCACGUUGGGCAAAAAGAUUCCUGCAUUGCAGGGGGUUGGACUAGAUGACCCUUGUGGUCCCUUCAAACUCUCCAAUUCUCCUUCCAUCUCCUUGGAGGAAAGUUGGGAUGUAAAUUAAAUAAGUAUAUAAAGGUAAAGGGACCCCUGACCAUUAGGUCCAGUCGUGACUGACUCAGGGGUUGCGGCGCUCAACUCGCUUUAUUGGCUGAGGGAGCCGGCGUACAGCUUCCAGGUCAUGUGGCCAGCAUGACUAAGCCGCUUCUGGCGAACCAGAGCAGCACACUGAAAUGCCGUUUACCUUCCUGCCAGAGCGGUACCUAUUUAUCUACUUGCACUUUGACGUGCUUUCGAACUGCUAGGUUGGCAGGAGCAGGGACCGAGCAACGGGAGCUCACCCUGUCGCGGGGAUUCGAACCGCCGACCUUCUGAUCGGCAAGUCCUAGGCUCUGUGGUUUAACCCACAGCGCCACCCAUGUCCCUCAAAUAAGUAUAUACAUCAAUACAUUUAGCUCUCUCUUCCUCUCGCUCCGCUGCCUUGCCUUUCCUGACUCUCACUUCAACUCGUCAAGCUCCUUUCUUUAAAAGCAUGACACCGUAAUUUAUUUUGUGUUUUUGCUUCCUUUCCUGAACAGAAACAUUCCCCAAAUGGUACCAAGCAAACGUCCCGGUGCCCGAGGCAUUUAAACAUCAAAAACUGGGAAACUGGGAGCAGCCUUCAAGACGCAUUGCACUAUCAGGCCAAAGAGGUAACACAAUAGAGAGCUAUAUGGAUUUUUUGUGGAUGCUCAUUCCACCUGUGGGCCAGGGAAACCAAUGCAAUCUAGGACCACAUUGUCAGCAGUGGGCAGGGCUAAAGCCCAAAGUGGGUGGAGCCCAGAGCCCACCCCCACUUUGCCUGUCUGUCACUCCAUGAGGCUGCUUUCUUGUGCUAUGUGACAGGUGCAAAGCCUUGCUCCAGAGAUUGGUGACAUAACUGAUGGGAGGGCCUUGGCUGGGUCACUUUGUGUUGGGGAUGGGGAGACUCCUAUCCCGUUAGGGGCAAUGGGGCAGUGCCCCACCUCUCUCAGUCUGCCAUCGGCUAGCCCACACUUGCCUCACUUAGAGCCAGUCCAGGGGGAUCAUGGCCCUGUGUGUCAGCUUCUCCGGGAGGCAGAAUGGAAUGGCAUGGAAUCGCUUUGGAGAGGGACUUGGCUGGUUUGAAUUCUGAAAGGGAGCCCUUCACAUGUUGUGGCAGCAUGUGCCUCUUUAAGAAUGGGAAUUGUAAUGUUGCAAAUGUACUCGGGAUCCCGACAGCUUCCCUCCACGCUUUAUCCACCUGUUUCUCUCUCCCUCUUGCUGUUAUGUUCGCUUCAGGUUCUUCACUGCAGGACCAAGGUGUGCCAGGGAUCUGUCAUGAACCCCAAAGGUUUGGUCAGAGGUCCCCGCAACGGGCUCACCCUGAGAGAUGAAUUAUUACCUCAAGCAAUAGAGUUCAUCAACCUGUUUUACAAAUCCUUUAAAGAGUGAGUGGUUGUUGUUGUUGUUGUUUUGAUCCUGCCUUUCAGACAUCCUUUCCAUUGUUCAUUCACAAGGAUUUGUGCUCCUAAACGUCUCGUGGAACUUAUAUCAGUCCCACUUUCAAAGCUCAAACUGCAUCACUACUAGUCGCUGGACACCCUGUAGCUCCCGGCUCAGAUCCUUAACUUUUUAUGCCACAAAUGCUUUAUUUUAUUUUAGUCCCGCUUUUGUUGCGCCGUCACACAAGAGUGCCCCACCAGAGGGCGAUAAUAAUUUGCUAACUUACAUACCACUUCUAUAUAACUGCCCUGAUACCAUCACACAAAAAACGAAAACAAAUCAUCAUCAAAAAAGGAUGUCUGGAGUAUUUGCUACGUCUUUGCUGAACCCCUGAUCUAUUUUGUGUUUGAGGAACGUUAUUAAUGACUGGUAGUUCCUCAAAGUUGGUGGGAGGAGAUGAACCCAGGUUUUCUUACUGGUUCCCAAGGCUGAGCUUUCAAUCAUCUCUCCUGCUCCCAAUUAUCUCCAUGAGUGAUCCAGGUGGCUUUAAAAAAUAAUAAUGAAAAACUGGAGUAAUAUAAAUCGACCAUCUUCCUUCCACCAAUUAAUUUUUAUGAAAGCAGUUUCUAAUAUCCAAGAUCAUUCUCAUGCCCUGCUGAUUGCUUCUGAGUCAUUCCCCCCCCCCAAAUUAAAGCUAACAAGCUUCUUCUUUCAUGGUGUCUUUUGCUGUAAUGAAUAUUGGCAGCCAUCAAAGAAAACCAUGAAAGUUCACUUCCCAGUUUGGGAUAAGGGGAGGGGGGUCCUCUCGUCUCUGGGGUCUUUCCUGGAGAAUUCCUUGUGCACCCAGCUGCAUAUGGCUAUUCUUGCCCUCUCCUCAUUGGAUUACAUCAGCUCAAAGUGUUGCUACUCAUUGUUUGCUGUUUCCUCUCCCACUCCACCUGCCAGGCCCAAAAUAGAAGAGCACCUCGCGCGCCUUGAAACUGUGGCCCAAGAGAUAGAAACAACAGGAACCUACCAGAUGACUGAGGAAGAGCUCAUCUUUGCCACCAAGCAGGCCUGGAGAAAUGCUCCCAGGUGCAUUGGGAGAAUCCAGUGGUCCAAUUUAAAGGUGAUUGGUUUGUCUGCAGUCGUGGGCUGGUGCGCAUUGGGACUGGCAGGGCGGAAGGCAGGCAGGACCUAAUAAUUCCUGCUGAGUUCUUCCAGGGCAGCAAUGAGACAAGGGUGGCUGGAGGAAGCUGGAAGUCACCUGGGCUGCCCCCAGGACUGACUGUGUGUUGUCUGCCUGAGGGUAGACUGUGUUCACGCGAGGCAGCUGCCAUUCCAAUUUCUUCCUUUGCUUACUUGCAUGCAGCUGACAGUGACAAAUGCACAACCAACGAGCAGGACAAUUUGCAAUAUAAAAGGCAAAACAGUUGCAGUUAUCGCUGGCGGUGUCGAUAACACAUUAAAGUCUAUGAGUAGGUUCUGAAGGACUGCCGUCACUCAUAUGGACGUGGUUUAAUAAUCUACCCCUUUUCCCAGGGAACUCCAGGAAUUGUAACUCUGUGAGAGGGAAAAGGGGUCUCCUCACAAGUCUCAGCACCCAUAGCAAACUACAGUUCCCGGGGUUCUAUGUGGAAAGACAUGAGUGUUAGAUAUUAUACCGCUCAGCCAUCCCAAUGUAAGCAGAGCAUCUUGCAAUUACAGAAGUCAUCCUGGCUUCAGAUUUGACCCUGAAAUGUCCUGUUUUUUGGUCCAGCGCUCUGGCAUGAGUCAGCUGGUUCCUGUAAGAGCUCAGGAUGAAAAAAAAGAGCAUCUCAAUUUGUAUCACUCAUAUAUUGGAGGGAAUGACCUAUAAGAGUGCUUUUAAAUGCACAGACAUGGCCUUAUAGGUCAUGAGAGCCAGUGUGGUGUAGUGGUUAAGAGCAGUGGACUCAUAAUCUGGUGAACCGGGUUCGCUUCACCGCUCCUCCACAUGCAGCUGCUGGGUGACCUUGGGCCAGUCACACUUCUUUGAAGUCUCUCAGCCCCACUCACCUCACAGUGUUUAUUGUGGGGGAAGAAGGGAAAGGAGAACAUUAGCCGCUUUGAGACUCUUUUGGGUAGUGAUAAAGCGGGAUAUCAAAUCCAAACUCCUCCUCCUCCUCCUCCUCCUCCUCCUCCUCCUCCUCCUCCUCCUCCUCCUCUUCUUCUUCUUCUUCUUCUUCUUCUUCUUCUUCUUCGUCUCCUCUAAGGUUGCCACCAUCUUCCUUUCACUGCCUUCUGAAUUGUGUUGGAAAGCUAAUUGACUUUGGUCAUUGUUCCCAAAUGUUGUUGCCUUUUAGGUCUUUGAUGCCCGCAGCUGUACAACUGCCAAGGAGAUGUUUCAGCACAUAUGCCGCCAUUUGGAGUAUUCCACCAAUGGAGGGAAUAUAAGGUAUGAGCUCUUUUUCCUUUCGUCCCACUUGGGUCCUUAAGAAAUUAAGGAGCUGGUUGGCAUUCACUCUGUCUCUUGCAACAGAUCUGCCAUCACUGUCUUUCCCCAGAGGACAGAUGGGACACAUGACUUCCGGAUAUGGAACAGCCAACUCAUCCGAUAUGCUGGGUACCCAAUGCCAGAUGGCUCCAUUGUGGGCGACCCAGCCAAUGUGGAGUUUACACAGGUAUGCGGGGAGAAACCAGGCACCACCAAAAUAUCGAAACAAUAGCUGUCUAUUAGCCUUUUGACAAAGCUGGCAGUGAUCUUGGAAGACAGCUUGCAGCAGACAGUCACUUCCUAUUAAUGGCUACUUUAAAAAAAAUAAAAUUAUUAAGCAAUUUCAACAUAACAAAUUAUCAAAUCAUAUAAUCACAUACAUUAUUUCCCUCCUUUUUUCCCAGCUACCCUUCCAUCCCCCUCCAAGGACUUCCCUCAGCUCCUCUCUCUGAUUUCUCUGCACAUAUUAUUCUCUGCAUGUUAUAAAAUUAUACAUAUCCUUGCGUUGUCUAUCUAUCAUGUUAUCAACCAAUAAAUUUGUGUAUGUUUAUUCAAAACCUGCCAAGGAGUCCAGUUCAUUUUGUUGCCUUUUUAGAUAAUUUGUAAAAAGUUCCCAUUCUUCCUUCAAGUCACAGUUGUCCUUGUCCCUCAGUUUGUAUGUCAAUUUAGCCAGUUCUGCAUAGCUCAUCAAUUUUUCUUGCCACUGUUCUUUCAUUGGGAUUUCCUCAUUCUUCCAUCCUUGUGUUAUCAAGACUCUUGCCGCUGUUGUUCUUCCUAUUAAUGGCUACUGAUGGCUGUCUUCUGCCUCCACUGAGAUCCAGUACUGAGGGCCUUCUGGCAGUUCCCUCACUGCGAAAAGUGAGGGAAAAUCAGGCAGAGGGUCUUCUUGGUAGCGGCACCUGCCCUGGGGAACACCCUCCCAUCAGAUGUCAAACCUAUAAGCAACUAUCUGACAUCUGAAGGCAGCCCUGUAUAGGGGAGUUUUUAAUGUUUGAUGUUUUGUUUUGUCCCUUUAUAUUUUGUGGGAAGCUGCCCAGAGUGGCUGGGGUAAUAAGUCAUAAAUUGUUAUUGUUAAACUGGAGUCUGCUCUGCCAGUCAUUGGCUCUGGCGCCACCUACUGUUGGCCUCCCUGCGUUCCAUCCCACCACUCCCAUUUUGCGUAAGGCACUGCUGGCUCUUCAGGAGCAUCCAAGGAGUUAAGUCUCUCUCUUUUUGCUUUGGCCAGAAGAGGGGGAAACAAACCCAGCUCACCUCCUUUCUUUCGCUUCUCUCAGCUGUGCAUCCAGCUUGGUUGGAAGCCCAAGUAUGGCCGCUUUGAUGUGGUUCCACUGAUCCUCCAAGCCGAUGGCCAAGACCCGGAACUGUUUGAGCUGCCGCCAGAACUUGUCCUUGAAGUAUCUAUGGAGCAUCCCACGUAGGUGCCUUGGCUUCAGAUGACAGCGGCCGGGACCUGCUCUUGACGGGCGGGCAGGCCGUUGCUGAAGAGAGGCUAUUAUUUGGGGCUUCGUGUGCUGGGGGGUUGAUCUGUUGGCUUCUGCCGGAGCAAAAUUACAUCGAAUAACGGUGCUUCCAGGCUGUUUCCAUUUGGGGGGCAGAAUCCUGCAAUUUCAGGAUGCCCCAAUAGAGUUGGUUGGGAGGUCUUGUGCAAGAAACCCACUUCCCUGAAAUGUCAGACUUUGGGGAAUAAAUAAGGUGAGGAGAAAAUGCACAUGAAAGUGUCAGUUGACCUUUUAACUCAGCAUCAUUUAACCUCCCCGCAAACAAUUCAGAAGGAAAGUUUAAUAAGCAAUGGAAACACCCUUGGAUUGGCAUGUCUUCCCAAAUAUAUUUUGUUCUGCUGCAAGUCUUGGGGUUCUCCUGAGCUUGCUGUCACCUUCCUUUUGCACAUGGAUGCAGAGGAAUCUGCCUUAUAUUGAGCCAAUAUACAUCUAGCUCAUUAUUGUCUACCCUGCCGGGCAGCAAUUCCUCCAGGUUUUCAGGCAAGGGUUUCUCCCAGCUGUAUCUGGAAAUGCCAGAUGUUGGAUCUGGGACCUUUGUUGUACUCUACCACUGAGUUAAACCACAGAGCCUAGGACUUGCCGAUCAGAAGGUCGGCGGUUCAAAUCCCCGCGACGGGGUGAGCUCCCGUUGCUUGGUCCCUGCUGCUGCCAACCUAGCAGUUCAAAAGCACGUCAAAGUGCAAGUAGAGAAAUAGGUACCGCUCUGGAGGGAAGGUAAAUGGUGUUUCCGUGCACUGCUCUGGUUCGCCAGAAGCGGCUUAGUCAUGCUGGCCACAUGACCCGGAAGCUGUACACCGGCUCCCUCGGCCAAUAAAGUAAGUUGAGCGCCGCAACCCCAGAGUCGGCCACGACUGGACCUAAUGGUCAGGGUCCCUUUACCUUUACCUUUACCACUGAGUUACGGGCCAUCCCAAUGGAUGGUGCUGUGUUGGCUACAUAAACCACAGCACUCACUUCUGAGCAGCCAUACGGAGUGGUGGAAUUUCGUUCGGUUUCCCUUUCCCCUGCAGAUACGAAUGGUUUAAAGAACUGGACCUGAAAUGGUACGCCGUUCCUGCUGUCUCAAACAUGCUCCUUGAGUGUGGAGGACUGGAGUUCACAGCUUGCCCUUUCAAUGGUUGGUACAUGGGGACCGAGAUCGGGGUACGAGACUUCUGCGAUGCACAGCGCUACAAUAUCCUUCAGGUACUCUCUUUUUAAAAUAAUAACAAUAAAGUGGUUUGAGUGGCAACACAUUCCAAACUGAUAUCUGACUGACUCAUAUUCCUCCUUCCCUUUCCCAUGCCUCUCCCCCCCACCCCGAAAUGCUUGUUUUUUUGCUUUUUAAAUCGGAAGUUCUUUGGAUACAGGGACCUAUCUGCUUCCGCUUCAGAAUGAAAUGCUGUUAAGCACAUGCACCCUGAUCAAUAGAGAGUGCAUUAUUGUCAGGGAUGGAGUCAACAAAGCAAUAGUUCAUCCGAGGCCAGCAAAGAUACAGAGGUACCUCGGGCUAAGAACUUAAUUUGUUCUGGAGGUCCAUUCUUAGCCUGAAACUGUUCUUAACCUGAAGCACCACUUUAGCUAAUGGGGCCUCCUGCUGCCGCUGCGCUGCCAGAGCACGAUUUCUGUUCUCAUCCUGAAGCAAAGUUCUUAACCCGAGGUACUAUUUCUGGGUUAGCAGAGUCUGUAACCUGAAGCAUCUGUAACCCAAGGUACCACUGUAAUGCUUUGUUCAAGGAAACAACCACAGCUCAGGCCUAGUGGUCUCAGCAACUCUUCUCAGUAUGUCUUGCCUCGAUGAUGCCGUUGCCAGGACUGAAGGUCUCCACCUUCCCAGGGCCCACUAGAACUCCUCCUCUCCAAGGUCUUUCCCACACAGUCUCAGGCUGCUUCUGUACAUGUCCACCCUCUGUCCAUUUCAUUUCUCUGUGCUACCCAGGGGGCUUGGGAAGUGAGCCAUGGUGGAGAUGGUGGGGCUCUCAGGACUACCACCAGUGGUCUGGUGGAUGUUGACUGCAGGCAGCCUGCCCAGGUGCCAUUGAUGAGGAACGCACCCAUGUCACUCUCAACAAUCCACAGGUCCGUUCCCACUUGAGGAAGUCUGUGACAAGCCUGUCCCUCUGCAGUGGCGAGUCGCGGCUGCACUCUGCGCAGAGGCUGAAAGAAACCACCUUGAUGCCAAGCCAAACCACUGAUUGGCUGAUGGACGCAUUCUUGUAAACAUCGUUCGUUUGGCGAACUGCAUCAUAAAGUUUGGAUAAGUGCAGAUUCGGAAGGAUAGCUGCGUUUCGGUUUGCACAUUGUUUAACGUUGUUAAAUGCACGUUGUGCGUUUGAUCAAUUUGGCUUCCAGUGAGACCUGGACCAAAUUUCUCCUCCAUCUCUAUUGGCAGCCCUAUAGAGGGCUACUGUGCGGACGUUGCUAAGGACUCCUCCUGUUCAGUUUGCACUGGAGGAAAGAGCAGCUCCUCCCCUUCAGCAGUUGGAAUGUUAGUGAAUAUUCUGUAGCACUACAGCAUUUCUGUAAUUGGAUGAUGGUAGUUCACAGCAGCCUUCCGCAGCUUGGUGGCCUCCAGACUCCAACUCCCAUCAGCCUCUGCCAGCAAAACCAAUCGUUGGGAAUUGUGAGAGUUGUUGUCUAAAGCAUGUGGUGGGUGCCAUCUUGGCGAAGGGCUGCUCUUAGAUGGUUUACUGACAAGGCCAUUCCUCUGGUGUGGUGAUGAGGGUCCUUGAAGUCCAGAAGGUGGAAUUGUUAUUUUUUCAUCUAUUCCUUGUUCGUAGGAUGUAGGGAGGCGGAUGGGCCUGGAAACAAACAAGCUCUCUUCCCUGUGGAAAGACAAAGCUGUGAUAGAAGUAAAUGUGGCCGUGCUGCAUAGCUUUCAGGUGAGUGGGAGCAGGGGGAGAGGAGGGGAACGGCUGUGACUCAGUGGGUAGAGUCCAGGCUUUGCACACAGAAGGUCCUAGGUUCAAUCUCAGACAAUCUCCAUCUUCAAAAGAGCAGGUGAUGGGGGCAGCACUAUUCCUGAGACCUUGGAGAGCCCAGCCAGUCAGAUCAGGUUACACCAGGCAAAAUGGACAACUGGUCUGGCCAAGUCUAAGGCAGCAUCCUAUUUAGGGAGGGGUUGUGGCUCAGGUGCAGAACAUCUGCCUUGCAUGUCAGUGGUCCCAGAUUCAGUCUCCAGCAACAGAUAUCUUUACAGGCAGUUGUGCAAGGUUAGCAGAUUUGAGGAGGUGGUGUUUGUGCCUACCUGGUACCUGUGCUGAGUCGGCUCUCAGCUGCCUCACUGGUCCAUAACCUCUCCCUGUAAGCAAAUCCAGAUGAAUGUUCAACGGGCUGCCAUACGUCUGGAUUCAUUUUGCGAAAAAAGCUCAACAACUCUUGUGUCCGGAUUUUUACUUUUUGAAAUACGGCAACCCUACAUAAAGUCUGCAGACUGUAUGGGCAAACAAAUCAGGAUGAAUGCUCAAUAAGCAGGUUGUUUGGAAGUAGGAAUAAGCCCUUGUUUUCUGCUCUGCCCUGUAUUAGUCUCACGCUGCACUGCUUCCGCUCUGCUGCAAUUCAUCUCCCUCCCCAAAAAGUUGUUCGUGAUUACAUAAGUUACACAAUUUACAUAAAUUAAUUGCAUAAGUUGUGUCAUUACAUAAGCUAUGUAAUUUAGCCGCAGCUAUGUCAUUUAUGAAAGGAUGCAGGUGGCGCUGUGGGUUAAACCACAGAGCCUAAGGCUUGUCGAUCAGAAGGUCGGUGGUUCGAAUCCCUGCGACGGGGUGAGCUCCCGUUGCUCGGUCCCUGCUCCUGCCAACCUAGCAGUUCGAAAGCACGUCAAAGUGCAAGUAGAUAAACAGGUACCGCUCCGGCGGGAAAGUAAACGGCGUUUCUGUGCACUGCUCUGGUUCGCCAGAAGCGGCUUAGGCACGCUGGCCACAUGACCUGGAAGCUGUACGCUGGCUCCCUCGGCCAAUAAAGCGAGAUGAGCGCCGCAACCCCACAGUCAGCCACGACUGGACCUAAUGGUCAGGGGUCCUUUUACCUAUGUCAUUUAUGUAAACAAUGAUGUAAUUUAUGUAAUUAUUGACAUACAUUACAUUGUCGUUUCAUUAUUCUAUCCCAUUUGUUUCAGUGCAAUGGAAAUGCAAUGCAAAUUGGGUGUGUGUGUGUGUAAUCAGUUACAUAUCAUUGGCAGACUGGAAGCAACAGCAGUGAAUAAUACUGACGGUAUUUGCAAGAUUGAUUUCCAUUCCAGAAAUGGGAUGAAUAGGCAAACUUCAGCAAUUUCCGCUCCUGUUUAAUCAGUGGCGUAGUGUGGGUUGUCAGCACCCGGGGCAAGGCAAGUAAUUUGCGCCCCUUAACCCGUGGAUUUUAGCAGGGGGCAGAGAGCUGCGAGUGCGAGCGCGCCCCCCCCAGAUGUUGCACCCGGUGCGGCCGGCCCCCCCUGCACCCCCCACGCUACGCCACUGUGUUUAAUGCUUUCACGGGAAUUCUCUGACGUCCCUCUCUUAGAAGUGACUAGUGAGAGCUUGUGUGUUUCUUCCAGAAACAAAAUGUCACCAUCAUGGACCAUCAUUCUGCUGCCGAGUCGUUCAUGAAAUACAUGCAGAACGAGUACCGGAUUCGAGGAGGGUGCCCAGCUGACUGGGUUUGGCUGGUGCCUCCCAUCUCGGCCAGCAUUACACCUCUGUUCCACCAGGAGAUGCUGAACUACAUCCUCUCCCCUUUCUAUUAUUACCAGGUGAGCAAAACAAUCUCAAGUCUAAGCGGCCAGGGGUGGGGCCUUACUUGGGGGUUUCCCAUAGGGGCAUCUGGUUGGACCCGAACCCAUAGAUUUAAAUUACAAUAAAGAAGAUUAUGACUAAAUUUUGGGGAUAGCUUUCCGGGUGUAAGAGCUGUUCGACAGCAGAAUGGGCUCCUUCAGAAGGUGGUUGACGCUCCUUCACUGGAGGUUUUUGAACAGAGGUUGGACAGCCAUCAGUCAGAGAUUCUUUGGCUAUGAUUCCUUCAUUGCAGGGGUCCCUUGGGGUCCCUUCCAGCUCUACAGUUCUCUGAUUCUAGGGUGCUAGGAUAGAUCCAAUCACUGACCUCUCCUGUUUCAUCUGCCCCACACCUGAUGUCCUAUAUGAUAGGUAGGGCUUGGCCAAAAUGGCCGGAGGUUUCCCACCAGAGUUGUUGUUGUUGGUUCAUAUUUUUUAAGUUUAUUUGUCACCUUCUGUGGAAAGAAAGCCAGCCCAACCUCCUCUUAAAAUAUCCAACUUUCUCCCCACUUAAGGUAGAAGCAUGGAAAACGCAUAUCUGGAAAGACGAAGGGCGCAAGCCACGGAAAAGAGAGAUAAGAUUCCGCAUCUGGGCCAGGUAUGUUUCCAGGAGAAAAGUUGUUGCCAUGUCUGCGGUGUGUAGGUAGUUUUGGAGAGGCCCCCCCCCCGAUGCAGUGAAAGAAUGUGUUUUGGGAGUCACAGGAACAAGCUUCGCUGCCAUCCUGCACACCCAGUUAUGUCCACUGUCUGCACAUUCAGAGUGGGAUGGAUGUGUAGCUAACUUUACACUCCCCUUUUUGAAAAGCUUUCCGCUCCAAGUCUAAGGUUUAAAACUAAGGACAUGCCAGAAUGGAAGGCAGGGUAGGCCUUGAAGUUGUCCCUCAAGGGUUAACAGCCGUUCCUCGUCUAUUAUGUUAUGCCAUGAUAACACAGAGGCAUUUUUUCCCCCAGUGGUAGCAUCAGUGUUGUGGAAUAUCUCCCUUGCUGAAGCGCAGAAAGCCUCAUCAGUAUUGGCAUUCCACUAGCUCUUGGAAACACACCUAUUUAGACUAGUGUUUUCCUGAUCACCUGACUCUCCUGCUUUGAUGGUUAUUUCAACUUUAACGCUUUAACAGGCUUGCAUCCAACUCAGAGUAGACCCAUUGAAAGUAACAGACCCAAGUUCUUCAUGUUCAUUAUUUUCAGUGGGUCUGCUCCAAGUAAUACUAGCAUUGGACACCACCCUGGGUUUCUUUAUAAUAUAUCUUUUAAUUACGGGUGCUUUUAAUGCAGUUGUUUUGCUGUGUGUUGUAAUUAUGGGCAGUUGCAUUUUUAGAAUGGGCUUGAUUCUUGCUGUGUUGUGGUUGGCUUUUACAGUCGUACCUUGGAAGUCGAACAGAACCCUUUCCAGAAGUCCUUUCGACUUCCAAAACGUUCAACUUCCAAAGCAUGGCUUCUGAUUGGCUGCAGGAAGCUCCUGCAGCCAAUCGGAAGCUGCAGAAGCCCCGUCGGAUGUUCGGCUUCCAGAAGAACGUACGGAAACUGGAACAGUCACUUCCGGGUUCCGAUCGUUCGGUAGCCAAAACGUUUGAGAACUAGGCUGUUCCAAAAACAAGGUACGACUGUAUUCACUCAUGAAACUUCUUGAAAUGAAAGAUGGCACAUAAAUCCUGUUGACGUUAUUCAUCAUAAUAUUAUUUAUUAAUUAGAGCUAUUAAUUAUUAAUGAAUUAAAUCGACAAGUAAUCUACCGCUCCUCAUUUCCCAGGGCUGUGCUUUUUGCAUCGUCGCUCAUGCGGAGAGCCACAGCGGGCAGGAUCAAAGCGACUGUCCUGUACGCGACGGAAACAGGAAGAUCAGAAACGCUGGCGCGGAACCUUGGUGACCUCUUCAACUGUGCUUUCAACACCAGGGUAAGAGGCUUCUUGGGAUAGCUCAGUCAGCAGAGCAUGAGACUCUCAAUCUCAAGGUUGUGGGUUUGAGCCCCACGCUGGGCAAAAUAUCUCUGCAUUCCAGGAGGGGUUCGACUAGAUGGCCCUUGAGGUCCCUUCCAACUUUACAGUUCCAUGACCUUUAAUAUAUUUUUCCUGUGAGCGGAGAGUAGCAUUAUAACUACAUCAGAAUGUAAGAAAAGGCCCUGCUGCGUUUGGCCAAUGGCCCAUCUCGUCCAGCAUCCUGUUCUAACAGUGGCUGAACUGUGGGAAACCAGCAAACAGGAUUUAACCACAAGAGCAUUUUCCCCUCCUGGGGGUUCCCAGCAGGAGAAAUGUGAUUCAGUUUGCAUUUAAAGGUGAACGUACCUCUGUCACCUGAGAUUAAGCCUGUCCUGCUCUCCCAACGGAGCUCUCCCAGCUUGAUAUGGCUGACUAUAGCUUUCCCUCGGUCCUGUAUACCUGAAGGAGCAUCUCCACCUCCAUCGUUCUGCCCGGACACUGAGGUCCAGUGCCGAGGGCCUUCUGGCAGUUCCCUCGCUGCGGGAAGUGAGGUUACAGGGAACCAGGCAGAGGGACUUCUCGGUAGUGGUGCCUGCCCUGUGGAACGCCCUCCCAGCAGAUGUCAAGGCAAUAAACAACUAUUUUACUUUUAAAAGACAACUGAAGGCCGCCCUGUUUAGGGAAGUUUUUAAUGUCUUACACUUUAUUGUUUUUAAUAUUUAGUUGGAAGCUGCCUAGGGUGGCUGGGGAAACUCAGCCAGAUGGGUAGGGUAUAAAUUAUUAUUAUUCCCUCCACAAAACCUUGUCCCUUUUCUCCAGCCUUCCCCACAGCUGCUUAUAAAUCCAACUUCCUUUUCUAGGUUAUCUGCAUGGAUGACUACGAUCCAAGGGAUCUGGAGAAGGAAGCCCUCCUCCUGGUGGUCACCAGCACUUUUGGAAAUGGAGACGCACCCAGCAACGGAAAAGUAACUUUUCAUGGCCACGAGGCAAAAUGAAUUUCCAGUGUGAGCGAGGUCAUCAGUGCAAUGUAAAUGGUGUCUCCUGUUUUCUUUUUGCCACAGACUCUGCAGAACACGCUGCUGUCUAUGAAACAACUGAGCAACAGAUUCAGGUAACUGUCUUUUGGCUGGGGGUGUGCAGCUCUCAUCUUGCGCUUAACAAUACUGUCAGGUUUCUGGCCUUCUGGCCUUUCUGGUCUGAGAUCAUGCUUUGCCGUCUGGUUCUAUGAGGAGUGUAGGAAGCUGCCUUAUUCUGAGUGAGACCGCUGGCCCAUCUAGACUAGUAUUGUCGACACUGAGUGGCAGCAGCUGUCAGAAGUUUCAGAUCAGGGUCUCUGUCACUCAGCAACACCCCUUUGCUUGCUGCUCUUGUAUUGUUCAUUUUAAGAAAAUGUUUUUAGUUAUUAGGGUUGCAACUUUUAUUAACCUGAUAGUUGAAUACAUUAAAAAAAACCCUUUUGAUUGACUAAAAGGGUGUCCCCAAUUAUAUAAAAGAUUGGUAAAUCCUUUAAAAAAUUGCUUGCAUGGAACACUAAACCGUGGUUUGCACUUUGCCUGGCUUUUAUGUAACACUAAACCCCCCUCCUUCUCUUCUUCUGGCAUGGCUGUAAUAAGGUGAUCAAAUGCCUCUGCUUUCAUUUUAGAUUAAACACAGUUUAACGUUAUGCCCAAAGUCAAAACUGUGGGUUUAACUAUGGUUUGCUGAAAUAAGCACUCUUAUGAAACAAUGGUUUGAAGUUGGCAUUUUCCCAACAAACCAUAAGAUCAGUGACACUUUGGUUUGGACGCUGCUGGGGGAGAUGGAGGGAGCGCAUGAUUCUGUGGUUUACGGUGACUUGUCCUCUUAACACUAUGCUGUGUGUUAGAUCCAAGCUGCCUCAAUGUCUGUACAUCAUCCAAAAACAAAAGUUGUUGCUUUUUGUGUGAAAGAAUGUCAAACCUAUGCACAUUUAAUUUGUUAUUUGAGAAAUCAACUAAAAUAUACAAUUGAUCAAGCUUUCUUUAGUUAGUUGAAAACCCUGUUAAUCAUACAAGAGGUGUAAUACCUGGGUGUUCCUGCUGGGCUGGGUCCUUGAACUCUGAAACUCUGGAUGGAGGACAGACAGAGGUGUGGAUAUAGAAAGCAGCUAAAAUUUACAUUCAUGGCUCCACCCGCUUUUGCCUGUGGUCCCGCCCACCACUGACAUGUGACCUCAGGAAGGUCACCCAAAAUGGAAUGUGACCUUUAGGCCAAAAGUGUUUUCCCACCUCUGUCUAUUAUACGUCUGUCUCACCCAUAUGCAAGUCUCCCUCACCCAGAGAGGUAAUCAGGGCCCCAUCUCUGCUCAGAUGCUCCCAGAAUCAUUCUGCGCAUCACCCCUCGUUUCUUUCUGAUGAUAUCAAGAGUGACAGCUAACUUAGCUCUCCCCUUGGAACAGAUACGCCGUCUUUGGCUUGGGUUCAAGUAUGUAUCCAGAGUUCUGUGCCUUUGCCCGCACCGUUUACCAAAAGCUCCGGCAGCUGGGGGCAUCGCCUCUCACCCCGAUGGGCGAAGGAGACGAACUCAACGGACAGGAAGAAGCUUUCCGGAUGUGGGCACUCAAUACCUUCAAGGUACCAACAGCCACCAGAUUCAGGAGCGGAGAGGGGAAGGAUUCGGAGAGGCAUUGGGUCCAAAUGUUGUAGGGAAAUGGUCAAUGCCAUGAAUGGGGGUGUUUCCUGACCCCUGUUCCGGGAAUCUGGAGCUGGGGGCUGAAAUUAGGAGCUUAGAGGUCUGCAAUAGCAGUGAAAAAUGAGGGGGACCAGCCCCUUCCCAACAGAUAUUGAGGGGGCCAAACAACCUCGGCCCCACAGAGUUGGCGUGCCUGGUACAGUGGUACCUCGGGUUAAGUACUUAAUUCAUUCCGGAGGUCUGUUCUUAACCUGAAACUGUUCUUAACCGCCGGAGCCCAAUUUCUGUUCUUAUCCUGAAGCAAAGUUCUUAACCUGAAGCACUAUUUCUGGUUAGUGUGUAACCUGCGGCGUAUGUAACCUGAAGUGUAUGUAAGCCGAGAUACCACUGUACAUUAAUUGGGUUAUAUCCAACUAAGUUUUCCUCAGAGCAGACCCAUCGAAAUUAAUAGGCCCAAGUUAGGCUGGUCUAUUCCUUUCAAUGGGUCUACUCUGGGUAGGAUGAGCAUUGGAUGCAAGCUGUUAUCUCCCAGCCUCAGACACCGGUUUCUUCAGUAAUCAUCUCUGCUCUUGAAUGCACCUGCAACUGACCAAACUGUGCAAAUUAGUGCAGAAUAUCCAGGAGAGUUAACAUCGCUCUUUGGCCCCCCAGAUUAUUGGCCUCCAGCUCCCAUCAGCCCUGGCCAGAACGGCCAAUGGUCAAGGAUAAUGGGAGGUGUAGGCCAAAAUCACCCAGAAAGGCAUUGUUUUCCCAUCCCUGAGGUUGAGAGGAGUGGGAAGGCUGCAAUGGCUCAGGGCUCGGUGUGAGCAAUUUGCACAUGCUCAGAGACAUCCACUUACAAUUGCUUGGAGUUCUGGCUGUGAAUUGGCUGGCAGCUGCUGGGCUAAAAGCUGAUUGCUGUGCCUCAGUAUUCAUCAACUGUAAAAUGGGAUCAACUUCCUCUUGCACAUGUAGGUGUCUUAUGUGUUUAGCUAGCCAUGUGCAGUGUGCGGUAUGCCUGCAUGUUUUUUUUGUCAGCUACCUGGUUGUUUGGGUUCUGCUUUUUGCUUGUGGAAUGCUUUGAGUCUGGAUUAUGUGGUCCACCACAUGUGACACACACAAAACUCCAGCCUUAGCCUCACUCUCUUAGGCACAGGACCAUCCUUGUUUAUUGUGAAAUGUUGGCAGCUAUGUGAAUACAGGAGCAACAGAGCCUAUUCCAGGCAAUCCUUCCCAGACAGGAAGAUAAUUGUGUUCCCUUUGCAGCUAUCUGCAAGAACUCGCUGAGUUUUCAGUCCUUACGAAAUGGUCAUUGAAAAUUCUUCCCCUCUUUGCUGCUCGCUGCCUGCCCCCAUGUUUUGUCUCAGUUCUAGAGAAGAACGAAAAUGGCACUGUUUAGCAUCAUCUUUACAUUUAACCUGAACUGAUUUAAACAAACAAACAAACAAACAAACAAACAUGUUUUAACAUAAUCAGUUGAAGUGAAUUUAUUUACUUAUAGUCCAUGCUAACUCAAGAUGAUAGCCCUCCAUAAUUUCAGUCUAGCUUCUUCUCUUUUCUGUUUUUUAAAAGAUUGCCUGCAAAAUUUUUGCUAUCCGUGAAAACCACAAGAUCUUGGUUCCAAAAGCAUAUACGUGUAAUUCAACCUGGGAUCCAGAAAAUUUUAGGACUGUGUAUGACUCUCAGCUUCUGGACUUGGGGAAAGGUAUACCGUAAUUUCCUCCCACCUUGCGUCUCAAAUACAUUUGUGUGUGUCUGCAAUAUACUGUAUUAUUAUUAUUAUUAUUAUUAUUAUUAUCAUCAUCAUCAUCAUCACCAUCAUACACACCUUCAAAUAUUUAAUAGUACUUAAACCUCUGCUGUUGUUUAAAUCCACCAUUUUCCUCUCAGUUUCCUCCAUUUUUGCUUCACUCAAACUUCUGCUGUUGUUUUAAGCCGGGGUCCCCAAAGUAAGGCCUGCGGGCCGGAUAAGGCCCGAGGGACUCGUUUAUCCAGCCCGCGGAGACCCCUGCCGCCCACUCUUACUGGCACUGCGCUGUGCAACUGCCCACUUCCGGGUUGGAGGAGCACCGGAAAUAGCUUGUGUGCUUGCACAAGUGUUAUUUGUGCAUGCACAAGCGUUAUUCCUGGUGCACAUCCGAGUCGGAGGAGGCCCAUGCACAUGCACACAAGCUAUUUCCGGUGCUCCUCUGACCCGGAAGUGCGCUGGAAAUAGCAUGUGCACACGCAUAUGGGCACAUGCUUCCCCGCCCUCCGGCCCACCGCGCGAUCAGCGCUGGAGACACCGGCCCGAGGUGCAGUAAGUUUGCUGCCCCUGUUUUAAACCUCCACUUUUGCCCUCUCAGUGUCUCUCCCGUCUGCUCCCAUGCCAUGGCUGCUGCGGUUGUGCAACCUGCCUUCUCUUUUGUUUCUCUCCCCUCCCCUGACUUUGUGGAAAUCAAGGAUUGCGAUGCAGCCCUCCAAGGGGGGGGGGGGAUCUGUGAUGACAGCCUUACAUUUGUAUGUGUAUAGGAAGAUAUCAUUGGAGCUGUAAGCAAUCUCCUAAGUAAGCGCAUCAUGCAGAAUGUUCCAUACUCCAACUUAGCAAAUGUUUUCCCCUUCACAGCACUUGGUGACGUCCAUGGGAAGAACAUCAUUCCAAUGAAACUAAAGUUUCGGCAGAACCUGCAAAGUUCAAAGUCCAGGUAUUCAAGUCAUAUUCUGAGUAUCCCUCAUUUAACCCAUCCUAGGCAUGGUUCUUUCCCCCUUUUCUUUAAAAAAACACACUAAUCUGGACUUGGGGGUUAUUUGGACUGGAGUCAUUUGACCAACAGGUAGGAAGAUACUCACAUGUGCUGAAGUUUACUGUGUGUUGAUCAGCACGUCUCUAAAUUUCCCUUUAACUGAUUGGGAAAACUCCCCCUGCAAUUUGGCAGGGUUUUCCAUAAAUGGUCAACAGGCUUUCAGGGAAUCGAAGUAAGAGACAAUACUUCUCCCCAUUAGACACCAGAAAUGUAUCCUGUCCCAAAGUGUCAACAAGGAAAUCCUGUGACGGUUUGAUGGGUCUGUUUUCGCUUGCCAUUUCAGUCGAGCGACUAUCUUAAUUAAGCUUUCCUGUGAGAGAAAUCAGGAAGUCGAGUAUCUCCCUGGAGAUCAUCUCGGGAUCGUCCCUGGCAACUGCAAAGUUCUCGUGGAUGGCAUCAUCGCCCGAAUCACAGAUGCUCCUCCGCCGGAUGAGAUCAUUAGGCUGGAAAGGCGCAGCGAUCGUAAGUCAGGACUUGUAGAAUUUGAAACCCGAAAACCUGAAACCAAAGCAAAUCACAGAGUCCCUCCAGACAUCUUUUGCAUUGUGCUUUCAUAAUUAUUGGCGCUCCUUAUAGUACCUGGGCGGUUGUAAACAACCCACUUUUACUACCAUUCAUGUCUGCAAAGGUUUUGGGAUGGACAUCCUGCUUCGAUUCGGAUUGGUGCACAUCCUGUAGCUUACUGCUUGAAUUGUGUAACUUUUCAUACCCCAAAUGUUCUGUUGCUUGUAUGUUUGUUGCCACACUGUUGUGGAACUGUAGCUUAAGAUUGCUCUCCAGGCGACAGUAGUGUGAUAUCACUGGGGAAGCAUCACGGCACAACUAAUGAAGUGGAAUUAUAUGUGGAUGUUCUACUAAAUGUCCACUGCUAUUGCAUCAAUGACAUGUCGCAGAAUGUCCACCCCUGCCGCCACCAUAAAAAGCAACCCGUCUGGAGAGGCCCUGCAGAGAAUAAAAAUAUUUUUGGGGAGUGCAUAUGAGUAUAUGCACCUUGGUUCUCGAAUGUAAACCAUUCCAGAAGUUUGUUUGACUUCCAAAACGUUCAAAAACUAAGGCACUGCUUCUGAUUGGCACAGGCACCUGGGAAACAAUAGCCAACAGCCGCAUCGGAUGUUCGGCUUCCGAAAAACGUUCGAAAACCGGAACACCUACUUCUGGGUUUUCGGCAUUCGGAAGCCAAAAUGUUUGAGUACCAAGGCGUUCGAGAACCAAGGUUCCACUGUCUGCUUAUCCACUUGAGUGCUUGUGUAGCUAUGUCAACUCCUGUUUUUAUUACUGGGUGAAAUACUACAAGGCUGCCCUCUCUAAGCUCAGCAGUUCUCCAUCCUUCUUCUCUUAGGGUUGAAAUGGAUGGGAAUUAGUGGUACAGUUUGGGUAACUUUAGACUCUGAGUUUACUGGCCUUACAGGGGACUUUCUCUUCAGCUGGUAAAUGCAUAUUAGUACUUCAAAUUCUUCAGAAUGCAGGAAACCAGCCCUGCUAUGUUUGGCGGUGGUGACAAUGGGAGGGGUUCCUAGUCCGUUCUGCCCUGGACAUCUGCCCCCAAAGCCUUUCCUUAAUGGUACCUCUAACUGGCACUGGUUGCUGAGUUCAACCAAAGUCUGGAAAAAACAUUUUUAGGGCAGGAAAACAGCCACACCUAUUUCUUGCUCUGCGUCUCCUUUGCGCAAAACCUCAUCUCCAGCUGACUUCCUCUUCUGGAGAUCUGAAGAUUUCUCCCCCCAACUUGUUUCCUCUUCGAUUCCAGGUGGCUACUGGACGGCGGACAGCAAGUUCCCAGCCUGCACCCUCUCCCAAGCCUUGAUUCAUUUCCUGGAUAUUACGACUCCGCCUUCCCAACAGUUGCUUCGGAUCCUUUCUCAGCUGGCAAAAGAAGAGAGCGAGAAGGAGAGGCUGGACCUCUUAUCUCAUGUGAGUUUUGCCAUGAUAAAAUUGACAUUCCCUUUAAAAAAUGAAGAAGAAGCCUGCUGAAUCAUAGAGUUUUCUGGAGUUGGCCUGUUGUUCAUUUGCUAAUGUUGCUACUGCAUUGUUGCCCAUGGGGAUAAGGAGAAAAUCGAUUCACUUUUCAAAAAAUAUGUGUUUAUAAAUGCAUGACACCGCAACAUCAUACAAUACAUAACUAUAUGAAAUAACUUCAACGUAGCAAUGGCGAUACAGCACACAUUAUUAUUGAUUAAAUUUGUGCCCUAUAUCCACAGGUCUCAGGGCAGUUCACAGGAUAAAAUUACAAUAUAAAAACACAAAAUACAUAAAUCCAAAACCAAAACCACCCAAUAACAUUCCCCCAACACAUUUUAAAAGGCCACAUUUAGAUGACAAUCAACCAAAGGCCUGGUUCAAGAGGACUGUUUUUGCCUGGUGCUUAAAGGUGUAUAAUGAAGGCACCAGGCGAAUUUCCCUGGGGAGAGCAUUCCACAGACAAGGAACCACUGCAGAAAAGGCCCGUUCUCGUGUUGCCGCCCUCUGGACCUCUCAAGGAGGCACACAAAGAAGGGUUUCAGAAGAUGAUCUCAGGAUCUGGGUUGGUUCCUAUGGGGAGAGACAGUCCUUGAAGUAUUGCGGUCCUGAGCUUGCUACAUGUUAAAAGUUCACAUUUAAAUGUGAACCUGUCUGAUUCGCACUUUGCGAAUUGCAGCCAUCCUUUGAAAUCCACAUUCCUCCAAAUUUCAUGAUGCAGAGGGUUGUGGAGGAAAAUGCAUAUACAGUCAUACCUCGGGUUACAGACACUUCAGGUUGCGUUUUUUCAGGUUACAGACCGGCGAAACCCAGAAGUACUGGAACGGAUUACCGGUACUUCCGGGUUUCGGCGGUCAUGCUAAAUCGCUCUUCGUGCAUGCACAAAAGCGCCGAAUCGCAACCCGCGCAUGUGCAGAUGCGGGUUGCGAACAUGCAUCCUGCAUGGAUCACGUUCGCAACCCGAGCGUCCACUGUAGUAGGGUUAACUCCAACUUUGAUUUACAGCCGGCUGGCUCUCUGAUGGGCUUUUUGCGUGUUUUGCAUUUCAGAACUUGGAGGAGUACAACAAGUGGAAGUUUUACAACGGCCCCACCUUCCUGGAGGUGUUGCAGGAGUUUCCGUCGGCCGAGGUCUCAACCUCUUUCUUGCUGUCGCAGUUGCCUUUGCUGAAACCCAGGUAUUACUCCAUCAGUUCCUCGCAGGACCAGCAGCCUGGAGAACUCCACCUGACGGUCGCCGUGGUCACCUACAGGACCAGAGGUAAUAGGGGCUUCCUGGAGUGCGAUGCCACACAGUGGGAAAUUCAGCAGAAGCUGGUCCAUUGGGACUAGUCAGGCACUGCCCCACAGACCUCUGCUCUCAGCCCAGCCCACCGAUUUGCCUUCCCACCUACAACCAGUCCAGGAAAUGGUCCUAGAUGUCAGCUUCCUCCUCCUCCUUAGUCCCAGUGUUGCCCCUUGUAGAACUCAGCAGGGAAGAGGAUGGGGACUACAAUGAGUAGCCUCUGGCUGUCCUUGGCUCUGGCGCCACCUGCUGUUGGGCUCCCUGCCUUCUGACCUGCCAGUCUCAAUGGGCAGCAGGCACCACUGGGUGACUCCUUCCCACCAGCUUCAAAACAGUCUGAUGGCAACAUGGCAACACUGUGUUUGUCCCUCGCACUUGGCAUUGGGCAUAGCAAUUAGGGAAGCAGGGCGGGAGAGGGAGAGGGAGAGGGAGAGGGAGAGGGAGGGAGAGAGAGAGAGAGAGAGAUUCAGCUUGCAUUUAAAGGUGGAUCUACGGGUGGUGCUGUGGGUUAAAUCACAGAGCCUGUGGGUUAAACCACAGAAGGUUGGCGGUUCUAAUCCCCAUGACGGGGUGAGCUCUCGUUGCUCGGUCCCUGCUCCUGCCAACCUAGCAGUUCAAAAGCACGUCAAAGUGCAAGUAGAUAAAUAGGUACCGCUCCGGCGGGAAGGUAAACGGCAUUUCCGUGCGCUGCUCUGGUUCACCAGAAGCGGCUUAGUCAUGCUGGCUACAUGACUUGGAAGCUGUACGCCGGCUCCCUCGGCCAGUAAAGCGAGAUGAGCGCCGCAACCCCAGAGUCGGCCAUGGCUGGACCUAAUGGUCAGGGGUCCCUUUACCUUUAUCUUACCUGAUUUUACACUUCCUGAACUAAAGUGCAGCCAUCAUUUGAAAUUCCUGGAUCUCUGAAUUUUCCAAUGCAGUUCUCCAACCGAGUCGCUUGCACAGAAGUGCCCGUCCUAGGAUAAAGUGUGCAUAAAAAUACAUACAUUGGGGAAAAUAACACAUACACAAAUGUGUCUAUUAAGGGAAAUUUGCACUAAAAAGUGGACACAGGGACUUUUCAAAAGAGCAAAUAAAUCACAGAUGAAUAUGGAAAUGUAGAGAAUUGAAGAAAUGAGAUGGGCAAAUUGGACACUUAUUAUUUCUCUAUCUCUGGUUCGGAGAGGGUGGGGGAACCAGCGGAGGUUUCGAGGUGGGAGAGGAGCAGGGCCACAGGGCUCAGUGAGCUCCUUGCUAGCAUGUGUGCUUUGGGAAAUGCCCAACAAUGCUGACCCCUGGUAUUGACUUAGGCUGGAUCCAGACACAUCAAAGAAGUCUUUCAGUUAAAUGUGUUGUAAACUUUGCAUGAGAAAUUGGGUUGGCAAAAACCAAACUCCACAGCACCAUCUAGUGUCACAGUGUUGUAAUGCAUAGACAAUGCAUAUAAAGCGCUUUUUCUUUACCCAUCUAGCUGAGUUUCGAAUCUCACAUUAGCCUCUCAUGGGGGUAAUGAUUUAAUUGACAUUUCCCCCCCCUUCCUCCACUCAGAUGGAGAAGGUCCAGUGCAUCACGGAGUCUGCAGCACUUGGCUGAACACUGUCGACCUAGAGGAGACCAUCCCCUGUUUUGUACGCAGGUAAUGACACACUCAAGAACUGGGCUGUAAGAAACUGUUGGUGAACUCACAGCCUCAAAAUGACACGUGGGAUGCCUGCAGUGCCACAUCUUCCAGGUCAGCCCUAUCCCGAUUGUGCAUAAAGCACAUUAACUUGAUUUUAUGCUUUUGCUGGCCGAAACCAACCAACGCCACCCCCAUACAAUUUAUUCAUUUUAAUUUAUUAAAUUUAUAUACCACCCUUCAUCGAAAGAUCUCAGGGUGGUUCACAAGAUAAAAACACAAGAUAAAGCACAAAUAAAUAGUUAAAACUAAGCAAUAACCCCCACUGCCACAAACACAUUUAAAAGGCUAUGGAAUGUUAAUCAGCCAAAGGCCUGGUGGAAGAGGAAAAGCUUGGUUAGAUGCUACAAAGUACGUGGCAAUGCUAUUCCACAGAACGGGGCAGCCACAAUAAAGGCCCUGCUCCAAGUUAAUGCAGAGUGAGCUUCUGAAUGAUCUGCUGGCUUCCAUUUGAACCAGGGGCUUGUUUGUUAAGUAUAAUUGUUUCAUUGACACUGAAAUGCAGUGUAUUACUGAAGGCUUUAAAGUGGAGAAAUUGUACUGGAAUAUACUAAGUGGUUUCUGAGCUCCUUGAUGAGUUGAUAAUUAACCACUGUUGCUUUCUGCUAGCUAACACCUGAGUGUUUAACCUUAGAUAAGGUAGAAGAGGUAUUUGGUUGCAAAUCUCCAUUUUGAAAGGGACUUGUGUUUAGCAUUUGUUCCCAGGCUCCGUGGAAGUAGCAUGUACAGUAAAUGAAAUUCUCCAGGAGCACACAGCCUAAGGCAAAAUGGAGGCUGUAAAGAGAGAAACUUGUGGUUUUAGAUCUGUUUGGAGUAUUUCAUAUUUUAUAGAAAGCAGAGCCUCUGCUGGACUGUACAAGAUCUUGUAUGGAAUUACUUGGAUGUAUUAUUUACCAUUUUUUGUUCUGUUUUGAAGAAAGUUCUGCAAGUAAAGCUUUAAUUAAACAUGGGCCUUGACAAUGUUUUUAUUACAAAAGGAGUCGGUUGUUAUGCAUCCGGUUGCUUCAAGCUGCACAAUAUUAAUAUAUGCGUUAUCAUUUGGCUAUAGCAUUACUCAGUUGUUGUUUUCCACCUAGUGCUGAUGGCUUCCGGCUUCCAAAAGACCCACGCGAACCGUGCAUCCUGAUUGGGCCAGGCACAGGAAUCGCCCCGUUCAGAAGCUUCUGGCAACAGUGCCUCUAUGAUUUGGAAAAGAAAGGUAAAAGGGGACACUUGUCACCAGCUGUUAGGCCUGCACACAUACCACCCCUUUAACGGCCACAUAAAGCACAUGACUUCCCCCCAAAGAAUUAUGGGAACUGUUUAACCUCCCACAGAGCUGCAGUUCCCAGCAUGCUAGCAAAUGAGAAACAGGCACACUUCAAGAUCCAAGUUUUAGUGUAUAAAUUCCUAAACAGCUUGGGACCAGGAAACCUGAAAGAUCGUCUCAUCCUUAAUAUACUCAGCCAAUCACUGUGUUCUGCAGCUAUGGGCCUCCUGCAUAUACUUUCCUAUCAGGAGGCCUGUUACUCACAAUGUCAGAAUUUGGCUUUUCUUGUGGUGGCACCUACCCUUUGGAACUCAUGGCCACUGCAUAUCAGACGGGCGCCAUCUUUGUUGUCUUUUCAGCUAAAGGGGUUUCCCCUUUCCACAUGGCUUCCAAAAAUCUUUAUGUCAUCUGCUCUCUGGCUUGGAUUUUAACUGAAUUUAUAUAUGUGCUGUUUGUUAUGUUACAACAGUUUUUGUACAUUAUUUUAUAUGCAUUAUAUUGUAAAAUCACUUCAGGAGGCCUCAUGAGAAGCAAUUUACAAAUGAAAGCAAUAAUAUUUCCACCCUUAAAAAAUAAAUAAAAAUAUUUAUUUAUUAGAUUUGUUUAUCGCUUUAUCUUUACCCAGGGAAACCCAAAGCCACGUACAACCAGACAGACAGACAAACCCUCCACAUAGAUACAUUAAAACCAAGAGGGGGAGGAAUACAUUAAGACCAUCCCACCUACUUCUAAAAGGCUACAGAUGGGUAAAUGCCAAAGGCCUGGUUAUAGAGAAAUAUUUUUGUCUGGUGCCUAAAGAUGUCUAAUGAAGGUGCCAGGUGAGCCUCCCUGGGUAGAAUAUUCCACAGACAGGGAGCCACCACAGAAAAGGCCAAUUUUCGUGUUGCCACCCUCUGGGCCUCUCUUGAAGAAGGCACACAAAGAAGUGCCUCAGAUGACGGUCACUGCCUUUCUGUUUCUUUUUUCUUUCCUAUCAUGUUUCUCGUUUCUUUAUUUCCUUCUUAUAAUGCUUCAGGGAUGGGCACUGAAUUUUCACCCUGAAACCUCAACUUCUGCUGGCCCUUCCUUGCAAAAUAAAUAAAUGCCCGCCUGCCCCCAAACCCCAAACUUAUAAAGCUAGCAUUUCAGGGACUCUAGUUCCUGACACGCUAAUUUUCUAUGUGUGGGGGGUGCAUCUAUUGCACAAAGGGCCAGUCACCUCAGUGAGAACUAGGCAUCCCAAAUAGGCAUGAAUUAAAUUGGGACAGAAGGAGAUCUGUUUGCACUCCCCUCCCCACGCUUGAAAACUGAUUUGGAGGCUUCUGGUUCUAGGGAUCAAAGGGAGGAGUAUGAUCCUGUUAUUCGGCUGCCGACAUGCCAGUCUGGAUCACCUCUACAAAGACGAAAUGGAAGAAAUGAAAAGGAAAGGGAUCCUCCAGGAUGUCUACACAGCUUACUCCAGAGAGCCUGGCUAUCCCAAAGUAAGUCUCGUCUUAUCUUGAAGGACCCACCUUUAACCAAACAUGCAUUUCUUAACCUUUUCCAUAUUUGCAUGGCGGUCUUGCUCCUGUUGCGACCCACCUUGGGUCAGGCCACAAACCACUAGAGCAGGCAUCCCCAAACUCGGCCCUCCAGAUGUUUUGAGACUACAAUUCCCAUCAUCCCUAGCUAACAGGACCAGUGGUCAGGGAUGAUGGGAAUUGUAGUCCCAAAACAUCUGGAGGGCUGAGUCUGAAGGGUCCUGCACCAGAGGAUCCAGACCCACCAGUUGAAGACCAGCGGUCCAGGACAUUUAUAACAAAUUGAAUAACUCACCCUUUUGCACCCCAAAAUGGGCCACAGGUGAUGGGAAAGCCUUCCUUCUGCCUGAGACCUUGGAGAGCAGCUGCCAGUCCAAGUAGACAACACUGUGUUAAAUGUUGCAGCCCUAAUUUAAAACGUCUCUUGAGAGUCCCAUGGACUGCAAGAAGAUCAAACCUCUCCAUUCUGAAGGAAAUCAGCCCUGAGUGCUCACUGGAAGGACAGAUCCUGAAGCUGAGGCUCCAACACUUUGGCCACCUCAUGAGAAGACUCCCUGGAAAAGACCCUGAUGUUGGGAAAGAUGGAGGGCACAAGGAGAAGGGGACGACAGAGGACGAGAUGGUUGGAUAGUGUUCUCGAAGCUACCAGCAUGAGUUUGACCAAACUGCGGGAGGCAUUGGAAGACAGGAGUGCCUGGCAUGCUCUGGUCCAUGGGGUCACAAAGAGUCGGGCACGACUAAACGACUAAACAACAACAAUAACGAUGGAGCAGAAUAAUAACAUACGGGUUUGUUCUUCUCGCUCCAGGUUUACGUCCAAGACCUUCUUCUGAAAAAGCUGGAGUCCGACGUGUGCAGGCUCUUGCACAGAGAGGCGGGCCACCUCUACGUCUGUGGGGACGUCCGUAUGGCCAGAGACGUCGCUAAGACGUUAAGAGAGAUAUUUGCCAAGCAUCUGGGCUUGACGCAGCAGCAGGCCGAAGAUUACUGCUUUCAGCUGAAGGUACGCUGAAAACUUCUUUCUUCAUCAUCUUUGGCAAUCACUCGUAGCCGAGCAAGAUUGUCUUUCACGAACACGGUCUUAACAGAAAGUGACUGUGUGGAGGCCAAUUCUGGAUCCACACGUCCUUCCACAGUGGGGACAUAGGUUUCCGGGCAGGAGUUGAUCACGGUGAGGGUUUGCCAAGCAUGCCUUCCUCUUAGCAUGUUUCUCCCUUUCGUCCUGAGUUCGAGUGUCUUCAAAGCCCAUGACACCUUUGGUAAAGGCUGUUCUCCACCUGCAGUGCUCACAGGCCAGUGUUUCCCAGUUGUCGGUGUUUAUACUCCUUUUUUUAGAUUUGCCUUGAGAGAGGCUUCAACCUCUUUGGUUGACCACCAGCAUUACACUUUCCAUUUUUAAGUUUGGAAUAGUGUACACUGGUACCUCGGGUUACAUACGCUUCAGGUUACAUACACUUCAGGUUACAGACUCUGCUAACCCAGAAAUAGUACCUCAGGUUAAGAACUUUGCUUCAGGAUGAGAACAGAAAUCGGGCUCCGGCAGCGCGGUGGUAGCAGGAGGCCCCAUUAGCUAAAGUGGUGCUUCAGGUUAAGAACAGUUUGAGGUUAAGAACGGACCUCCGGAACGAAUUAAGUACUUAACCCGAGGUACCACUGUAGUUGUUUUGGGAGACGAUAAUCAGGCAUUCACACAACAUGACCAGUCCAACGAAGUUGAUGUUGAAGAAUCAUUGCUUCAGCGCUGGUGAUCUUUGCUUCAUCCAGUACACUCAGCUUGUGUCUCCUGCAGACUGUCAGUAUUUUGUCAAAGAGGGGUUCAAGUGCUCAGGCCCUGCUUGUGGGUUUCCCAUUGGAGCAUCUGGUCAGCCACUGUGAGAACAGGAUGCUGGGUUCAUGGGCCCUUGAUCUGAUCCAACAGAACUCUUCUGGUGUUCUUAAGUGUAUACCAAAAACAUAGUUUAGUGCAAUUAAAAUAAAUCCCUAUUUUACCCUGGUGCAACAAAUCCACUUUAAAAACAACAAUGUUUUUUUUGUGUGUGUGAUGGGGAAAUUGAUUGAAAAGUGUGGGACCCUCUCCAGUAAAUGUUGUGGCAAAUAAUACUGAUUGCUGGUUUAUUUCAUUCGUUUUUACAGAGGCAGAAGCGAUACCACGAGGACAUAUUUGGGGCUGUGUUUCCCCACGAGAACCAAAGAGAACUGGAAGAAAUGAAACUUGACAGAGACAUCAGCAACUGGAGACCUCAACCUCAACUGAAAUUUUAG